Messenger RNA from Talaromyces atroroseus, 1851 nucleotides. RefSeq lists its product as hypothetical. The record is from RefSeq and is a predicted model, not a curated record. Gene Ontology annotation, molecular function: transmembrane transporter activity. Gene Ontology annotation, biological process: transmembrane transport. NCBI's taxonomy places the organism in Eukaryota, Fungi, Ascomycota, Eurotiomycetes, Eurotiales, Trichocomaceae. The transcript is spliced from 3 exons. The coding region runs from base 1 to 1851 and encodes 616 amino acids.
AUGGCGGCGCCUGUUGAAGACGCCGAUCAGAACGCAAAGCCCGUGCCUGUCGAUACCGCCGAGAAGGUGCAUGAUUCGGAAACUUCUUCCAGCACCCAGGCUGAGCUGGCUUCCCCUCCUGAGCCCGAGAAGCCCGUCCGUCACACUCACUGGACUUCGGAAAAUCAAACUGUGCAGCUCGAGCCGGCAGUGACCCAGGACAAACAGGAGCUCACUGAAGAAGAGUGCUACGAGCAACUGGGAUACGGCUUCCCAACAUGGAAAAAAUGGACCAUCCUUUCCGUCAUCUUCAUCGUGCAAGUUUCGAUGAAUUUCAACACCAGUCUGUACUCCAACGCGCUAGGCGGCAUUUCUGAAGAAUUUCACGUCUCUGAGCAGGCUGCUCGCUGUGGUGCCAUGAUUUUCUUGGUUCUUUAUGCAUUCGGUUGUGAGCUAUGGGCUCCCUGGAGCGAGGAGCUCGGACGUAAACCAGUUCUUCAAGCCAGUUUGUUCCUGGUCAACAUUUGGCAACUCCCUGUUGCUUUGGCUCAAAACUUUGCAACCGUUAUGGUCGGUCGUGCCCUGGGUGGUCUCUCGUCCGCCGGUGGCUCUGUCACCCUAGGUAUGAUUGCCGAUAUGUGGGAGGCAGACAAUCAGCAAUAUGCCGUGGCAUUCGUUGUUUUUUCCUCAGUCGGUGGCUCUGUCUUAGGGCCUGUCGUUGGUGGCUUUUGCCAGCAGUAUCUCCACUGGCGCUGGUGCAUCUGGAUUCAGCUCAUUUUCGGUGGCUUCGUUCAAUUGCUUCAUCUAUUCCUGGUCCCCGAAACUCGCUCGACUGUCAUGAUCGACAACAUUGCCAAGAAAAUGCGCAAGAGUGGCCAAAACCCUAACAUCUAUGGUCCAAAUGAACUGACACCUUUCCGCGAGCGUUUCUCUGCCAAGGAGAUUGGCAUCACCUUGUUCCGUCCAUUCCGCAUGUUCGUGACCGAGCCCAUUGUCUUGACUCUCUCCCUGCUCAGUGGUUUCAGUGACGCCCUGAUCUUCAUGUUCAUCCAAUCCUUCUCUCCCAUUUACGAGCAGUGGGGAUUUGAUGCCGUUACCCAGGGCCUUUCGUUCAUUCCUAUCUUGGUAGGAUAUUUCAUCGCUUGGUUCUCUUUCUUCCCUGCCAUCAAACGCAAUAUGCGCGAGCGCGAGGCAAAGCCUGACGAUGAAGUCGCCCAAUACGAGUCACGUCUCUGGUGGUUACUCUAUACUGCUCCUUGUUUGCCAAUCGGCCUUAUUGGUUUCGCUUGGACCACCCAGGGUCCUCCGCUUCCCUGGAUUGCCAGUAUGAUUUUCGCAGCCAUUGUCGGUAUUGCAAACUACUCUAUCUAUAUGGCUACCAUCGACUAUAUGAUUUGCGCUUACGGCCCAUAUUCUGCCUCCGCUACCGGAGGAAACGGUUGGUCUCGUGAUUUCCUCGCUGGUGUUCUUACUAUCCCCGCCACCCCUUUCUUUGAGAACAUUGGUGGACGGUACCACAUUCAGUAUGCAUCUACAAUCCUAUUCUGCAUCUCCUUCCUUCUCGUGCUUGCAGUUUAUGUUAUCUACUGGAAAGGCCCCACCCUUCGCAAGAGAUCACCUUUCGCCCAGCAGCUAUCUGACGCUCGUGCCACAAUUGAUGUACAGGGUCGUCGUCUCUCACACCUGCCCACUGGGUCUCGUGCCAACUCCUUUGCUCGAUCUCAGCAGGAAUUGCGCCUUCGCCAGACCCUGGGUAGCCGUCAGAACAGCAACUUUGGUUCACGUGCCAACUCACGUGCUAACUCUCGUGUCAACUCUCGUGUCAACUCUCGCGCCAACUCACGCCGCAACUCACUGGCUGAGGAGGUCUAA